AAACUGCGGGUGAGGGUUGAAGGGUCGUGUUUUCAUGUUCACAGUAAACAUGGCGGAGACUGAGCAGUCGUCAGGCUCUUCCCAUGAGGAUGACAAGCCUCCCAAUCCUGUCGAUUUCAGCUUCAUGGUGCCAAAGAAGGAGAUCAGCAUGGUGCCUGAUAUGGGCAAAUGGAAAAGGUCACAGGCAUAUGCUGACUACAUAGGAUUCAUUCUGACCCUGAAUGAGGGUGUGAAGGGAAAGAAACUUACAUGUGAAUACCAGGUGUCUGAGACAGUGGAGAAGUUGCUUGCUAUGUUGGGAACAUUAGAUCGCUGGAUCGAUGAGACGCCACCAGUAGACCAGCCUUCUCGCUUCGGCAAUAAAGCUUACCGCACAUGGUAUGCUAAACUAGACCAGGAAGCAGAGGCUCUGGUCACAGCCAUUCUGCCAUCAGAGCGUCAUGAUGCUGCUCCAGAGAUAGCAGUCUACCUGAAAGAGUCUGUGGGCAACUCCACCAGGAUUGACUACGGCACAGGUCAUGAGGCGGCAUUUGCUGCGUUCCUCUGCUGUCUUUGUAAGGUGGGAGCUCUGCGCAUGGAGGACCAGUUGGCCAUCAUAUUUAAAGUUUUUGACAAGUAUCUGCAAGUGAUGCGCAAACUGCAGAAGACGUAUAGGAUGGAGCCGGCAGGGAGUCAGGGUGUGUGGGGUCUUGACGACUUUCAGUUCCUUCCCUUUAUAUGGGGGAGCUCACAGCUUAUAGACCACCCAACCCUGGAGCCCAGACACUUUGUGGAGGAGAAGGUUGUAAACGAAUACCACCAAGACUACAUGUUUCUGGAGUGCAUUAAAUUCAUCAAUGAGAUGAAAACAGGCCCUUUUGCUGAACACUCGAAUCAGCUUUGGAACAUCAGCGCUGUUCCUUCUUGGUCCAAAGUCAAUCAAGGUCUCAUACGAAUGUAUAAAGCAGAAUGUCUAGAAAAAUUUCCCGUCAUCCAGCAUUUCAAGUUUGGCAGCCUGCUCUCCAUCCAGCCAGUCAAACCAUGAGAGACAAGAAAAAGAAUUUGCACCUCAUCAGAGAGCACAACCAAAACUCCAAAAUUGGACAAAACCGCUUCAGUCCCAGUUAACAAACCUAAAUAUGCAUUCUCAUCACCAGAGGUGCUUGGUCUUACUCCUGGAGAGUUCAGUCCCAAACCUGCUCUAAUACAUCCAACCCUAAAAUAUUUAAGUAAACCUGAAGACCUAGAUUAUCAGGUUCAGGGGUAUUUGAGUUGAGCUGAACUAAACUCUGCAGGACGGUAGAUAUAAACAGCCCUGCUCUUCACAAUCUACUAGCUGUGCAUAUGAAAUCCCACUUCUGAUAUUCCUCUUAAGUGACGCAAUUAGUCUGUAUGGUUUUAUUUAUCUAUUCCCUGCAAGCAGGAAGUUGAACUGCUACUUAGACACCUGCAGUGAGCAUUCUCAAUGCAGUUAUGCACAUACAUUUUCAUCUGGAUUGGCAUUUAUAUAUAUUUAUGUGUAUAUAAAGAAAGAUGAAUGGUUGAAGGCUUGGUUUUGGUUUAAUGGAUUCUAUUUCCUGUGUGCAAAGAUCUGAAGCCAAUGAACAGUGUGUGUGUGUGUGUGUGUGUGUGU
Messenger RNA from Sinocyclocheilus rhinocerous, 1612 nucleotides. Its product is annotated as serine/threonine-protein phosphatase 2A activator. Gene Ontology annotation, molecular function: protein tyrosine phosphatase activator activity; peptidyl-prolyl cis-trans isomerase activity. Lineage: Eukaryota; Metazoa; Chordata; Actinopteri; Cypriniformes; Cyprinidae. Gene Ontology annotation, cellular component: protein phosphatase type 2A complex; nucleus; cytoplasm. The record is from RefSeq and is a predicted model, not a curated record. Gene Ontology annotation, biological process: mitotic spindle organization. The transcript has 11 exons. Bases 35 to 1024 code for a protein of 329 amino acids.